Messenger RNA from Racocetra fulgida, 492 nucleotides. The record is from the annotation of a GenBank genome assembly. NCBI's taxonomy places the organism in Eukaryota, Fungi, Glomeromycota, Glomeromycetes, Diversisporales, Gigasporaceae.
AUGAAUAAAAUUCUUUUGUUUCUUAUUAUUAUUCUUGCAUUUGCUAAUUCAGUUAAAACAUUCUCAAAAAAUGAUUUCGAAGAAGAUGCUGAGAAUUUGUCAAACAAAGCAGUUUUAAAAAUUCGUCAUCAUCUCCCGCAACCACAACAAACUGGUGGUUCAGCUCCUGAACCAAAUACUCCCAAUCCAAAUGCUAACCCUUCCAACCCUUCCAAUCCAAAUGCUAACCCUUCUAAUCCAAAUCCUAUUGCUGGCACUCCAACACCUAACCCGGCUGGUGGUACUUCGAUUCCUAACCCGACUGCUGGCACUAUCUCUCAAGCUUCUGCCAAUGCUUUAAGCCAAACUUCUUUAAAUUCACCGAGUUCUAAUCAUCCCACUUCACUUGCCACCCCACCCACCCUUAGUAACACUGUAUCCUUUACCGUCAGUCCUUUUGUCAUAGAACAUUAUUUAAAUGUUUUCGAGAUUGAUCACGCUGUGAAUAUUUAA